Messenger RNA from Purpureocillium takamizusanense, 2764 nucleotides. RefSeq lists its product as uncharacterized. Bases 324 to 1721 code for a protein of 465 amino acids. The transcript has a single exon. Lineage: Eukaryota; Fungi; Ascomycota; Sordariomycetes; Hypocreales; Ophiocordycipitaceae. The record is from RefSeq and is a predicted model, not a curated record.
UCUGUUCAUGUUCGGUGCUCCUCCGCCUUCGGACUCACGACGAGGGCAUGCGCCACGCCACCAGCGAGCAAUUCACUCUCCAACAAUCCAUCCGGUGCUCGCAAACGACGUACAUCGUCGACACUACCUUUUUAUUUCAAUUCAUCCAUUCUUUCAUCUCACUCAUUCGAUCCUUGCGAUGACUCAGCCCGGCCUUUCCUCCCCCGUCCUCUCUACCGCAUCGCCAUCCCCAUUCUCUCACUCUCUCUUUCUCUUUCUGUCUCACACACACACACAAACACCAUAAAACUCAGUCCUUACAUCGCGCAACACAGCAGCACAUCAUGGGCGGCGCCGCCUUCGCCUCGGGCGACCGGCCGCUGCACACGCCCCGCAUGCCGCGGCCCGUCUAUCACGACGUCAAGAGCCGCUGCAUGGCCAUCCUGCGACAGACGUACGUGUGCGUCGCGUCCCCCAUCGACGGGCCCGGCAAGACCGACUUUGGCGACAUUGACAUCCUCGUCGCGUGGCCCAAGGACUUCAACGUCGACGGUAGCCUCCAAGACACCCGCCGGGGCUUGGACGCCAUCGCCGAUGCCCUGGGCGCCGCGCGCAUCAUCGUCAACGACGCCUGCGCCUCGAACCUCGCCCUGCCCUGGCCCCGGCGGCUGCUGAAAGACGAGGAGUCCGCCGCCGCCGCCGACGAGAAUAUGCCAGACGACAGAUAUAUCCAGGUCGACGUGCGCAUCUGCAGGUCCCUCCAGGAGAUGCAGUGGAUGCUCUUCAAGCACGCGCACGGCGACAUUUGGAACAUCCUCGGCUCGACCACCCGCCCCUACGGCCUGACUGUCGACGACGGCGCCCUGUGGCUGCGCGUCCCCGAGAUCGAGAAGACGAACCGCAACCGCGCCAAGGUCCUGCUCACCUCGGAGCCCGCUAGGGUGCUCGCCUUCCUCGGCCUCCCCGUGGUCGAUUACUGGGACCGGCCCUUUGAGAGCCUGGACGCCAUGUUCGAGUACGCCGCCCGGUGCCGCAUGAUGUACGUGCCCCCACCAGACGACGACCCUUCUGCUGCUGCUGCUGCUGCUACCUCCAGUAUCACACGCAUCCAAGACGGUGGCACCGAGCAGCAGCAGCAGCAGCAAGCCGCCGCCGAGGACCGCAAGAAGCUCAAGGCCAACGACCGGCGGCGCAUGAGAGGCCGCCCCGCGUUCCGCGCCUGGGUCGACGCCUUCCUCCCCGCGUGCCGCCGCGCCGGCCGCUUCGCCGCGCCACAGACGACGCGCGAGCGCGUGACCGAGGAGGCGCUGCGUGCGUUCCCCCACGCGCGCGACGACUUCGCGGCCCGGCGGGACGACUUCUUGCGCGAGCGCCAGCGCGAGACCAUCUGGAACGUGCUCAUCAAGGGCGCCGUGCCGGAGCCCGACCGCGCGACGGCCACGGGCGCCGAGGUGACGUACCGCGCGUGCCUCGUCAAGGCGCUCAAGCGCGUGAUCCUCGAGGGCGACGAGUCGUACGACGACGUGAUUCGUCGUCGCGACGAGGGGAGGGAGGAGGAUGAGGAGGAGAGGGAAAGCCUGCGGGACGAGAGGGGGUUCUGGAGGCUGGACAGGGUGGUGGACUUUAUUGAGCGCCACAAGGACUGCGUUGGCGAGAUGGCGUAUGCGCGGCAGAACGAGAGGUACAUGGAGCACCUCAAGGCCAAGGAGGCAAAGGCCAAGGCUGCUGGCGGUGGGCAGUAGAUAGUUAACAGUCAAGCCCAGGGGACGGCGUUCGGCCUCUGUCGAAGCUGUUGUUGGAAGGACGAGCUGCGUUCCCCAGCCAGGUCAUCAUCAUCAACAACAACAUCAUCAUCAUCAUCAUCACCAGCACCCAAGGUGUCGGCACAGGCUCAAGAGUCAAAAACCGGAAAUGCGAUUGUCCGAUCAGCUUCUUCUACAGUAUACCAUCUUACUUACCCCUCCGCCUCCUUGCGCUGCUUCUCUUCCUUGCGCUUGCGCCGCGCCUCCUUGCGACCCUCCGUCGCCUGGCAGUUCGCGCAGUAGUAGUCGCUCUUGAUGACCCUGCGGGUCACAUGGACGCCCCUGCCGCAGAAGCCGAUGCCCGUCUCCGCCACGUGGGGGAACUUUUCGCGCACAACGUCGCACGUCGUGGGCCGGUACGGGCGGACGUACCACGCGAUGGUGCAGUUGUCGUUUUUGCACCCGGCGAACUCGAUGGUCUGGAAGCACAUGUUUGUUGCCUGCCUGCCUGCCUGCCUGUCUGCUUGGGCCUGGGAGAGGGGUGGUUUAUCAAGUUUGCAGAGGAGGUUUCGGGCCUUGGGGAAUCUGAAUCUGCGAAUACACCAGACUGGGACGUCUGCCCUUUGAACUUUCAGUUUGCUUGGGAAGAGAGCAUUUGUUUUUGUCGGGGAUUGUUCUAGGGGCGAGGUUCUUCGCCAUGUUCGUCUGCUUGCGCGGAGCUUUAUAGACGGUCCUGGGGGUCUUCGCGAAUCAGGAACCCCGGGAGGGGGAACUUGUCUAUCACUCCCAUCAACCGUUAUUGACGCACGCAAGCACGGGGCAGCAAGGAACGAAGGGGGGGCCUCUUCUUAUCCAACCCGUUACGCUAUGCACGCAGACUAAAUACAUGUAACAAUCGGCAUUCAAGAAUGGACCGCCAUCACAAACUCUCACUGCUGUUGUUUAAUGUAGACACUGCUAUUGCGAGACCGAGCUGCGUCCCCCGGUCAUAUCAUCAUCUCCAUCGCCAUUAUCACCAUUCUCAUCAUCAUCUAAAUCGCCGC